Molecule: messenger RNA, 684 nt
Organism: Haliotis rufescens (red abalone)
Lineage: Eukaryota; Metazoa; Mollusca; Gastropoda; Lepetellida; Haliotidae
Product: C-type lectin domain family 17, member A-like
Exons: 3
Coding region: 1-684 (227 amino acids)
Source: RefSeq, a predicted model, not a curated record
AUGGUUGCAUUGUCAACCUCAGCGUGGAACAGACAAAUGUCGUGGUUCUGUUCCAUCGUCAUAUUUGUGACUGUUGUGACGUGUCACAGUCAGAUUAGUGACCCACACUACCUGCUCCUGGAUAUGACGUCAGACUUCCGGCACUGUUUCAUACGGUGCUACCAACACGAGGGGUGUGGAAGUUUCACGUUCUCACCCCAGACGGCCGAGUGUUGGGGGUAUCUGACUGGUUACGAGGACGAGGUUUCCCACCAAAGAGGAUUCCAACAGUACCGUCUGUGCAGGUCUCGAGGAUGUCCGAAAUACGAAGGCUUCAUGCAACUGCAGACAGAGCUGUGUGUACAGUUUGUCAAAAGCAGUGUCACCUGGAGUAAAGCCAGACAGUUGUGCUCGCUCCAACACAGUCACCUGGCUGUCAUUAACACCGUACACAAGUUCAGAGCCAUCAAAAAGUCCUUGACUACAGGUUACAUGUGGAUCGGGAUGAGACGUGACAGAAGAAAGAAAUACAGGUGGGUCAGGGGUCAGUCUACCUGGGCCCCGUGGGGUCCAAAAGACCCAUCCUACGGCACAGAGAAGUGUGUGGUAAUAACAAAGAACGGCGCCGGAGAUGUCCGAUGCAGCGACUCUCUCUCUUACAUCUGUGAAAUACAAAUUCAAAGCAAACAUCAUAGUGACGCAUGA